Messenger RNA from Tarenaya hassleriana, 3853 nucleotides. RefSeq names its product receptor protein kinase-like protein At4g34220. The transcript is spliced from 5 exons. Gene Ontology annotation, molecular function: protein binding; protein kinase activity; ATP binding. The record is from RefSeq and is a predicted model, not a curated record. NCBI's taxonomy places the organism in Eukaryota, Viridiplantae, Streptophyta, Magnoliopsida, Brassicales, Cleomaceae. Gene Ontology annotation, biological process: protein phosphorylation. The coding region runs from base 347 to 3634 and encodes 1095 amino acids.
GUUUCAUGCAGUCCAAGAUCUUGUCUCCUAUUUACAAUUUACUCCGCGAAAUGUUAGGGAAAAUGCAUUCUCUCCCUCUUUUUUAACAGUGAAUGAUUCUGAACCAUGUUUUGGUCAAAAGCUCUUUCUUCAUCAACUCCUACUUCACUUGCCAACACUUUCAUAGAUUCUCUCUCUCUCUCUCUCUCUCUCAGUUUGCUCCAAUACCUCGCAGUUUUGGUGAACAGAACAACAAUAACUUGCAGUGGUUCACCCUCUCUCUCUCUCUCUUCUAUGAAUAUACACAUAAGAAGAAGCAUAGAGCCGUCGGCAUUACCAGACAGAGAGAGGUCCAAGAACUCAGUCCAUGACUUCUAACGGAAGCAACCUUAUGAGCCUUUUCCUCUUUUCGUUUCUCUUUUGUCUUCUUGUUGUCCCUAGACAGCUUCAAGCUCUUACCGCAGAUGGAGUCCUUCUGCUUUCUUUCAAGUACUCCGUUCUCAGUGACCCGUUCUCCGUUUUGGAAAACUGGAACUAUGACGAUGCGACACCAUGUUCCUGGUCUGGUGUCACUUGUACACAGCUCGGAAACCCUACCACACCAGACAUGUUCAGAGUUACAAGCUUGGUUCUACCCAACAAACAGCUUCUGGGCUCACUUUCUUCGAGCUUGUUCUCGAUCCCUCACCUAAGAAUCUUGGAUCUUUCCAACAACUCCUUUAAUGGGUCACUGCCGGAUUCUGCGUUCAACGCCACUGAGCUUAGGGUUCUGUCCCUUGGGAACAACGACAUCUCUGGUGAAUUGCCUGAGAAACUCAGCAGUAUGGCAAGCCUCCGGCUCUUGAAUCUCUCAGCUAACACAUUCGCCGGAAAAAUCCCGCGCAACCUCACGCUUCUGAAGAAUCUAACGGUCAUUUCCCUGUCAAGUAACUCCCUUUCAGGUGAUCUUCCAAGUGGGUUUGAAGCAGUACAGGUUCUGGAUCUUUCCUCGAAUCUUCUGACCGGGUCUCUUCCUCUGAAUUUCGGUGGAAAAAGUUUGCGUUACCUCAGUUUAUCACACAACAACAUCUCCGGCACUAUUUCUCCAGGUUUCGCCGAGGAAGUUCCUGCAAACGCCAUAAUCGAUCUCUCCUUUAACAAUUUAACGGGACCCAUACCUGAAUCCGUCCCUUUACUUAACCAAAAAACAGAGUCUUUUACUGGAAAUCCGAGUUUAUGUGGGAAGCCAUUGAAGAACCUUUGUUCAAUCCCUUCCACUCUCUCGAACCCACCGAACAAUACCUCCGAAACAACUUCUCCAGCUAUAGCAGUCAUGCCCAGAACCACAACUACGACAAACCCUUUAACAGAGUCACCGAAUCAGACAGCCAAAAGCAAGCUAAAGCCAAGCACCAUUGUCGGAAUCACAGUUGCAGACAUAGCAGGCUUAGCCAUUCUAGCCAUGUUCAUCCUCUACGUAUACCAGCUCAGGAAACGCAGGAGCUACGAACAGUACAGCACAUUCAGCGUCCUGAAAGAAUGCUUGGAGAAAAAUGACGCCUUGUCCACCAAAAAAUCAAAUCACCACCUAACACCCAUCACCACAGAGGUCACAGAAUCUCCACCUGCUAAAACUGCAUGCGGGUCGUGCAUAAUCAUGAACAGAGGGGACGACGAGACGUCGGCGUCGGAAGCUAACAGCUCCGAGAGCGAUGUAGAGAACCAGAUUCAAGACCAGCAAACGAUUCAGGCAUUGAAUCGAACAGAUGGUGGGCGAUUCAGACAGAGCACCACUCAGACUCAGCUCGUGACGGUCGACGGCGAGACCAAAUUGGAGCUAGACGCUCUGCUGAAGGCAUCGGCUUACGUACUGGGCUCGAUCGGGAGCGGAAUCCUUUACAAAGCGGUGCUGGAGAACGGCUCAGCGUUCGCGGUGCGGCGGAUCGGGACCGAGAGCUGCGCGACGGCGAGGCUAAAGGAGUUCGAGCGCGAGGUUCGCACAAUCGCGAAGCUCCGACACCGAAACCUCGUUAGGGUUCGUGGGUUUUGCUGGGGAGACGACGAGAAGCUUCUCAUCUCCGACUAUGUCCCCAACGGCAGCUUGCCUUGCUCCAUUAACAAAAUAGGAAAAGCAGGGUCGUCAUCGUCUUCUUCACAAGGCCAAUUGUCUUUAGAGGUACGGCUCAAGAUAGCAAGAGGCAUAGCUCGAGGACUCGCUUAUGUCCACGAGAAGAAGCGCGCUCACGGCAACAUCAAGCCCAACAACAUCAUCUUGGACACUGACUAUGAGCCCAUUAUAACCGAUUUGGGCCUAGACCGUCUUACCCGCCAGGCCCAUAAACCAUCGAGCCACAAUACCGGGCCCAGUUCGAGCCCAUCUGCGGGUCCCACCGCCGAUCCGUACAAGGCGCCGGAGUCGUGGAGGAGCCAGAAGCCAAACCCUAAAUGGGAUGUGUACUCGUUCGGUGUGGUGAUGCUGGAGCUUAUGACGGGGAGAGUGUUUUCGAUGGAUCGAGAUUUGGGUCAGUUGUCGAACAUGUUCGAGUCGGGGGCCGAGGAAAGAGGGAUGAUCUUGAGGUCAGUCGAGGGAGCAAUUAGGGCUGACGUGGCACGAAAAGAGGACAGAGCAUUGGCAUGGUUUAGGUUAGGGUUUGGAUGUGUCUCUUCCUUGCCUCACAAGCGACCUUCCAUGAAGGAAGUGUGUCAAGUGCUAGACAAAACUACCCUUUACGGUUUGAUUUGGAAUCGGUACUGCAUUUUUUCGGUUCCAUACUGUCCGGUUAUGGAGAACCUACCGAAACGGCCACACUUCACUUGUGUGGCAGAUGGACUUCUUUCCUUCAAGCUUCAAAUUUCAAAAAAAAAAAAAUCCGAAGACCGACCGAAAAUGGGAGGAGGAUCACCUUGUCACGGUGCAGGGACGCAGGAAGCCCUGCAACCAAACACCCCUUCCCAGAUCUUCAUCCUCUCCGGCCAAAGCAACAUGGCCGGUCGCGGCGGCGUCGUCAAGGACCACCACCACAACCGCUGGGUCUGGGACGGUGGCCUUCCGCCGGAAUGUGCCUCGAAUCCCGCGAUCCUCCGCCUGAGCGCCGAUCUCAGGUGGGAGCAAGCGCGCGAGCCUCUCCACGCGGACAUCGACACCGGCAAGGUCUGCGGCGUGGGCCCGGGGAUGGCGUUCUCUAACGCAGUGAGGGAGCGCGUGACGAUUAACGCGCCGGCGGAGACGAUAGGGCUGGUGCCGUGCGCCUCCGGGGGGACGGCGAUUAGGGAGUGGGAGCGUGGGAGCCAUUUGUACGAGAGGAUGGUGAGGAGGACGAAGGAGAGUCGCAGAUCCGGCGGCGAGGUCAAGGCAUUGCUUUGGUACCAAGGGGAGAGUGACGUGUCGAGCAUCCACGACGCCGAGAGUUACGGGAGCAACAUGAAGCGUCUGAUCAAGGAUCUUCGUGGUGAUCUUGAACUUCCUGAUCUCCCCAUUGUUCAGGUAGCUAUAGCAUCGGGGGGAGGGCACAUAGAGAAGGUGAGAGAAGCUCAGCUCGGGCUGAAAAUGCCGAAUGUGGUAACAGUCGACGCAAUGGGAUUGCCUCUCAAGCCCGAUAAUCUUCAUUUGACCACAGAGGCUCAAGCCAAGCUCGGCCUCUUGUUGGCCGAAGCUUAUCUCUCCAACUUCACCUAGUUUCCUCUUCUAUCGACCUAUUCCCAUUUCACUACUUUACUAAAUCUUUGAUCCUCAUUUUUCGCCUGUCAAGAUUUCGUAAGCUAUGUAUUUGUUCGACGGAUCCCGGGUUUCUGCUAUGGCAGUGAAUUGAUAUCGCUUGUUAGAAGAAAAGCUCUAACUAAUGCAUGUCUUGUAAUAUGCACAUUUUCAAAACAAGUUCUAUUCCCUUUUGCCCUC